CGACGAUCAACACCAGGCAUAUCAAGUGGUGAUGGUUAUGCCUCGUGGUACCUUGAUUUGACUUGAGAGUAGGGAACCUACAAGCCACCAAGCAUCUCCCGAUCCACCUACAGUCCUUCAUGGCCAAUUACUCUUCAUCGAUACUGGUCAGAAAGGCGGAUUCUCACUGCCGCCGGAGUAAAUCGUAUGCUGUUUGCAAUACGUCAUGGCAGGGUGGUAGCACACUCCAUGGACUGGUGAAGUCAUCCCACCACCACCCAUGGUCUUACAAACCCCGGACCAGCGACCGAACCUGACGUCCCUUCAUCGAGAUUUAUAGAAACAACCGUUCCUUUUCAAAUUCCGAGCAGCAGUCUGAUCAGCAUUAUCGAAUCUCCUGGACAUUGUACUCUAUCCAUAGUUCUCGAAUAACCCUGCCAACAUGACCACUGACGGUAUACAACCGUUUCAGCGCCGCUCUUCCUUCCAUCAACUGCAGCUCUCGCACCAAUUCGACAAGAACUCCUGGGAGGCACCUCCAUCGAAGACUAUCUAUGCUGGUCUCUCAGUGCUGUUCGAUGACGAUGGAGUCACUGUAGCCCUCGCAAUUCGCGAUACUACCUAUCUUCUCGACUUCCACCAGAAGGACAUUGUUCCACAAGGUGGCCGGACCGUCUGUGCUGAAAUCACCGACUAUGUGUUGAACCAGUUGCGGGAGUAUAGUGAUGAACGCCUGGAGAAGUUCAUCGGGCUGGCAAUGCCAACUUCAGUGGCUCGGAGAUGCUCCACGCUAUGCUCACGUCUUUGGUCGGAGCUGGAUGUGAUCCCUUUGGUCCUUCCCGAGGAGAGUAAUAUUGGGGUUGAUCACUACGUUGAUCACCCCGUCCGGAAGUCCACUGGCUGGGAGCUCAAAAGCAUCGAUGAACAGGCAGAGUCCAUGGGACGCAAGUGUGUCAGGUUGUUUGGCCCUGAAAAUAUUCCUUUGUUGCAAGUCGGUUUUUUGGGAUUAGUUGAAGUUGACACUGCCUUCCAUGUGCGCCUUACAAACCUGGAGGACUUCCAGAAGACUGUCACACAGAGGACGUGGGAUGCAGUCAAUUACUAUGCCGACGACCUCAAGAACAGAGGCACAAAGAUUGCUUUCUUCAGUGCCACUCCUCAGGGCGGAGGAGUAGCCCUCAUGAGACACGCCCUUGCAAGAUUUUCCUACUCGUUGGGAACUGACAUCAAGUGGUAUGUUCCCAAGCCGCGGCCUGGAGUUUUUCGCAUAACCAAAAACAACCAUAAUAUUUUGCAAGGAGUUGCCGCCCCAGAUGAGCGCUUGAGCAAUGAGGACUGGGAUAAGGUGAUUGAUUGGAUCAAUGAGAAUGCGAAGCGAUACUGGCUCUCCCCUGGCGGUCCCCUGCGGCCUCCUGAGGAGGGAGGCGCCGACGUUAUUAUCAUUGACGAUCCGCAAAUGCCCGCAUUGAUCCCCAUUGCAAAAAAGCUAGCACCUAACCGACCGGUCAUUUUCCGAAGCCAUAUUCAAAUCCGCAGUGAUCUGAUAGAUCAACCUGGCUCCCCUCAGGCAGACACCUGGUCGUGGAUCUGGAAACAGGUGCAGCAGGCAGAUUUGUUUAUCAGUCACCCAGUGAGCAUAUUUGUGCCGAAAGAUGUUCCAAACGAGAUGGUGGGCUAUAUGCCUGCUUCAACUGAUUGGUUGGAUGGUCUGAAUAAGAACAUGCGUGAAGAAGAUGUCGCCUAUUACGGCCGUGUCUUCAACUCUGUUUGCAGAAACUCAGGGAUGAUGACUAUAAACUACCCACAUGACGAGUACAUUGUGCAGAUUGCCCGAUUUGACCCUUCCAAGGGUAUCUUUGACGUUGUAGAUUCGUAUGAGAAGUUCUAUAGACGGUUCACCUCGUCCCUACCCGACAGAUCACCGCCCAAACUGCUUAUUUGUGGACACGGCUCCGUUGAUGAUCCAGACGGCACCGUGAUCUACGAUUCCGUGCUAGCUCACAUCGAGAAGGACCUCCCAGAUCUAUCCGACAAGAUUUGCGUUGUCCGACUAGGGCCCUCAGAUCAGGUGCUUAAUGCACUCAUGUCAAAGGCCAAGGUCGCUCUGCAGCUGUCCACGCGCGAAGGGUUCGAAGUCAAGGUAUCCGAGGCAAUCCACAAGGGUACCCCGGUGAUUGCAACCAAGGCUGGCGGAAUCCCACUACAAGUAGCAGAUAAGAAGAAUGGUUUCCUCGUGGAAGUGGGCGACACAGAUGCGGUUGCACAACACCUGUUCGAUCUGUGCACUGACGACGAUCUUUAUGAGCGGACUAAGAAGUUUGCACUUGAGCAUGUCUGCGACGAGGUCAGCACAGUUGGAAACGCCCUGAACUGGCUGUACCUGUCAUCCAAGCUCUCCAAGAAGGAAGAAGUCAAGCCGCACAAGCAGUGGAUCAACGACAUGGCGCGCAGCGAAGCUGGCCUAGAAUACACCACCGAAGAGAGCCGGCUUAGACGGAUCUCACUGUAAACCUGGCCAACCACCAAUGAGCCACGGAGUAAGAUCGUCAUGCUUCACCAUGACCUAUGUAUCUAGAAUGUUUUCGAUAUAUGUUGCGCACACAGAAUACAUAAAUGAAAGAAAUAAACUAGACCAGGGGGUAUAGUACUAAACAGCCACACACAUGUAAACAGAACAAUCAUAACCAUCAUCAACAUUUAUCCAAAAUCCAGCAAUCACCUCCCAACCAACCUAUAC
Messenger RNA from Aspergillus welwitschiae, 2716 nucleotides. It is a transcript of the gene ccg9, whose product is annotated as putative trehalose synthase (Ccg-9). The transcript has 6 exons. NCBI's taxonomy places the organism in Eukaryota, Fungi, Ascomycota, Eurotiomycetes, Eurotiales, Aspergillaceae. Gene Ontology annotation, molecular function: glycosyltransferase activity. The coding region runs from base 422 to 2488 and encodes 688 amino acids. The record is from RefSeq and is a predicted model, not a curated record.